Messenger RNA from Heterobasidion irregulare TC 32-1, 570 nucleotides. RefSeq lists its product as uncharacterized. Bases 1 to 570 code for a protein of 189 amino acids. NCBI's taxonomy places the organism in Eukaryota, Fungi, Basidiomycota, Agaricomycetes, Russulales, Bondarzewiaceae. The record is from RefSeq and is a predicted model, not a curated record. The transcript has 6 exons.
AUGCCCGUAGUGAAAGAUACCACCAAAUCUAAGAAACAAAAACGAGAUGCGAACUUGGACGCGCGCUCAGACGACUUGGACGCGUCGCAGGUGUCGAUCGGGAGCGACGAGACUCGAAUGGCAAGUGUAUUGGCAGAGCAGAUGCGAAAGUCGGCCGAUAAAAAGCAAAAAUUGCGCGAAGCAAAAUUCCUCCAAGCUAUGAAGAGAGAGCUGGCAAAGGCUAUGACACUUCGCGGCAAAGAGAUGAGCGCCAUCAGUGAUGAAUUGACUGGACAGUCUGAAAAAUAUGCUAUGGCAUAUGCUGAAAAUGAAGACUGCAUUCGUGGGAUUUUGAGCGAGAUCAUGAAAGAACGGGAGAAGAUCACGGAACUCGUGAAGCGGCGGGAGGCGCUGCACAGCGAAGAGAGCGCGCAAAUGGAACGAGAUUCGGUCGCAGGGCUGGCGUCUGUGAAGAGGCGUUGCGAAGGUGCGCAGCGACAGUCACCACCUACGCCUAGCGUUGCUCCGUACAUGCGCUCACGAGCGCGUCGCGAUUUCCAUGUUCCUAUACAGGAUACAACCGCAUCGUAG